This is a messenger RNA of Lingula anatina, 781 nucleotides long. RefSeq names its product sodium/calcium exchanger regulatory protein 1. The record is from RefSeq and is a predicted model, not a curated record. NCBI's taxonomy places the organism in Eukaryota, Metazoa, Brachiopoda, Lingulata, Lingulida, Lingulidae. Gene Ontology annotation, molecular function: lipid binding.
GAAUAAGGUCAUCGUGCCGCAUGUGAUCAGUCCACACGGUCAGUGUAGCGUUCAUAUACCAGAAGAACUCCUUCAAGACCGCAGAGAUCACUUAGAGAUGGCAGGACUGGAAGGAAAAUGGAAACUCAUAGAUUCUAAGAAUUUUGAGGAGUACAUGAAGGCAGUUGGUGUUGGGGCUGUUAUGCGAAAACUCGGAGCAACGGCAAAACCCAGCCAGGAGAUCUCGCGAGAUGGCGACAAGUUCACAAUAAAAACUAAAAGUGCGGUGAAAAACACAGAAAUCACUUUCACUCUUGGACAGGAGUUUGAAGAAACCACUGCAGACGGCAGGAAAGUGAAGAGUGUUGUGACACUGGACGGGGAUAAACUUGUCCAUUCUCAGAAAGGUGACAUCGAUUCCACCAUUACCAGGGAAAUCAUCGAUGGGAAUAUGGUCAUGUAUGUCAGUGCCAAAGACGUAACCUGCACGAGGACGUACGCGCGUGAAUAGAGACAGUAACUGACUGUAUGCGGGAAAUAACCAUGACAUAAAUAGAUAAAUUCAUAUGGAUUUGUAAAUAUUUGAGAAAAAUCGUAUAAACUUUGCCAAGCCAGAGCCAGACAAGAUAACAGAGUCAAGAGGAAACACCAACUACUGAAAGUAUCACCGAGAUGCUGGCCGAGAUGAACCACUGGUGGGUGUAUAACAGUGGGAUGUGUUUGUGGUUCCACCCUGCCCAGCGCAGCGAAAAGUGCUCAAUUUUCAACGUGAUCAAUGUGAAAUAAAAUUAUCAGUAUUCUG